AUGGCCACCAUAGACAUCGAAGGACUCCUAAAGGAGCAUCAGGAUGAUGAAGAGGGGCGUCUCCCCAAGACUAAGAUCGUUUGCACUCUGGGACCUGCUUCUCGAUCCGUUCCCAUGCUCGAGAAGCUUCUCAGAGCUGGCAUGAACGUGGCUCGCUUCAAUUUCUCCCAUGGCACCCACGAGUACCACCAGGAGACCUUGAACAAUCUCAGGAUUGCUAUGCAGAACACCAACAUCCUCGCUGCUGUCAUGCUCGAUACCAAGGGACCUGAGAUUCGCACCGGUUUCCUAAAGGAUGGAAAACCUAUUCAACUGAAGGAAGGUCAGGAAAUCACUGUUACUACUGAUUACAGCAUCAAGGGUGACACAGACAUGAUGUCAAUGAGCUACAAAAAACUGCCUGUGGAUGUCAAGCCUGGAAAUACCAUCUUGUGUGCAGAUGGCACCAUCACCCUCACUGUCUUAUCUUGUGAUCCACAGGCUGGAACUGUCAGAUGCCGUUGUGAGAAUACUGCAAUGCUUGGCGAGAGAAAAAAUGUUAAUCUUCCUGGUGUUGUAGUGGAUCUUCCCACACUGACAGAGAAGGAUAAGGAAGACAUCUUGAGAUGGGGUGUUCCCAACAACAUUGAUAUGAUUGCCCUUUCUUUCGUUCGCAAGGGUUCCGAUCUUGUUAAUGUGCGUAAGGUUCUGGGGCCCCAUGCCAAGCACAUACAGUUAAUGUCGAAGGUGGAGAACCAGGAGGGAGUGAUUAACUUUGAUGAGAUCUUGCGUGAGACUGACUCUUUCAUGGUUGCUCGUGGUGAUCUUGGAAUGGAGAUUCCAGUUGAGAAGAUUUUCCUAGCACAAAAGAUGAUGAUAUACAAGUGCAAUCUCGUCGGCAAGCCUGUUGUAACUGCUACUCAGAUGCUCGAGUCUAUGAUCAAGUCUCCUAGGCCAACCCGUGCUGAAGCAACUGAUGUUGCUAACGCUGUCCUCGAUGGCACUGAUUGCGUUAUGCUCAGUGGUGAGAGUGCAGCUGGGGCCUAUCCAGAGCUUGCAGUCAAGAUCAUGCGUCGAAUUUGUCUCGAAGCAGAAUCCUCCCUUGACUAUGCGGCCAUCUUCAAGGAGAUGAUAAGAUCAACUCCACUUCCUAUGAGCCCAUUGGAGAGUCUUGCAUCCUCGGCUGUACGUACCGCUAACAAGGCCAGAGCAAAGCUUAUUGUGGUGUUGACACGUGGUGGGUCCACGGCCAAAUUGGUUGCCAAGUACAGGCCAGCUGUUCCAAUCCUUUCCGUGGUUGUCCCUGUACUGACUACUGAUUCAUUUGACUGGACCUGCAGUGAUGAGACCCCUGCAAGGCAUAGUCUGAUAUAUAGGGGCUUGAUUCCCCUUUUGGCAGAAGGAUCGGCCAAGGCCACGGAUGCAGAAUCUACUGAGGUGAUUUUGGAAGCUGCUCUAAAAUCAGCAACGGUGAAGGGGUUGUGCAAGCCCGGGGAUGCCGUUGUUGCACUUCAUCGCAUUGGAGCUGCCUCUGUUAUUAAAAUAUGCCUAGUGAAAUGA
Molecule: messenger RNA, 1539 nt
Organism: Dovyalis caffra
Lineage: Eukaryota; Viridiplantae; Streptophyta; Magnoliopsida; Malpighiales; Salicaceae
Source: the annotation of a GenBank genome assembly